AUGGAUUCCUGCGUUGGAGUUGAACAGGACUUAGACAAAGCUAUUAUGAAAUUUAACAAUUUAAAUGAUCAUACAAGUAGAGCUAUUCAAGAUUUAAUCGACCAAGUUGAAGAUCUUCGAAAAGAAUUAAGUAAACAGCCAGCCAAUACACCUCUCUCGCCUGAGCAGGCCAUGGCAGUUACUGAUGUUGCUGGCUCAGUCAGGCAAGGUGUUUUUCAAAUGUCUACUGAACAUAGAGAACUACAUGCAACAGUGUCCAGGGUGGGAAAGUCAAUCGAUAGACAUUUUAUUGCCGAUUAUGCAUCAGUAGCACCUAAAGCUGAAACAUUCUGCAAUGAUACAAACAGACCAAUAAUGGAGCAGGCCAUAGCUCAACAUUUGUAUAGACAGGGACUCGAAGAUGUCGGUGAUUCAUUCGUGUCGGAAGCUAAAAUAACAGGUGUUGAACGAACAUGUACGUUUGCGUUGUUACAACGUUGCGCCGCGGCUUUGGCCGAAGGUGAGCCGGCAGCGGCAUUACAUUGGGCCGAGAGACGUGCGCAUGAGCUCCACAACUCACCUCUUCCGUUCACUUUGCACAGGAUGCAGGCGCUUAAGCUGGCGCGGUCGCAGGGUGUGGUGGCGGCCAUCGAGUACGCGCGGCGCCAGUUCCCGUCGCACGCGGCGCGCCACGAGCGCGCGCUGCAGGCGGCCGUGUGCGCGCUGGCCUGGUGCACGCCCGCCGCCGGGCCUGCGCCGCCGCACUACCAGCACCUGCUCGACCCCAAGGCUCUCGGUGCGGAGGCGGCGGAGCUGUUCAUCAAGGAGGCGUGCGCGCUGCUGCGGCUGGCGCCGCUGUCGCCGCUGGCGGGCGCGGUGCUGGCGGGCUGCCGCGUGCUGCCCGCGCUGCACGACAUCCGCGCCAAGAUGACGCACCCGCACGUCAUCGCCGCUUGGUCUGACGAUGAACUGCCUUUUGAGGUGGAUCUUGGUGAAGAUGGUGGUGGCUACCACUCGGUGUUCGCGUGCCCUAUCCUGCGUCAACAGGCGUCAGAACAGAAUCCUCCCAUGAGGUUACUCUGCGGGCACGUCAUAUCUAGGGACGCGCUUAACAAACUCGCCAUGGGUGCCAAAUUGAAAUGCCCCUACUGCCCGAUGGAACAGUCACCUACGGAAGCGAGACAGAUAUACUUCUCGUGA
Molecule: messenger RNA, 1179 nt
Organism: Arctia plantaginis
Lineage: Eukaryota; Metazoa; Arthropoda; Insecta; Lepidoptera; Erebidae
Source: the annotation of a GenBank genome assembly